Molecule: messenger RNA, 2613 nt
Organism: Melitaea cinxia (Glanville fritillary)
Lineage: Eukaryota; Metazoa; Arthropoda; Insecta; Lepidoptera; Nymphalidae
Exons: 7
Coding region: 229-2559 (776 amino acids)
Molecular function (GO): nucleic acid binding
Source: RefSeq, a predicted model, not a curated record
UGACAAUCAAAGAGAUGACAAUCUGACAAUCAAUAUCAAUAUAAUAAAGAAAAUUUAUAAUUUACAGCUAAAACAAGUAUAAGAGUGAUAAAUAUUAUUUUAAACUAAGCUUAUCUGGUAUCUUAUACAUAUUUAAAUUUCUUUAGACAUAACAUAACAUAAGCCAUAACAGUUUAUAAUAUCUACAUUAAACAAUAAUACCCCCAGCUAUUUACUAAAGUAAUUUCAAUGCCUAAAGGGUGUAAAAAACGAAAUAUGAAGAUGCAGAAUGAAAAAAAUCUAAAGAAAUAUUUUCAUAAUAACCGACCUAUGUACGACGAACUAAUGACUAAUGUUCAGAAAUUAAGAAAUUAUCGAUAUUUUAAUAAUCAUGUGCCUCCCUCUGAAAGUCAAAAUCACGACACCAAUGAGACUCAAAGUGAAAAUACCGAAGAUAUUAUUACACCAGGAGGUAGUAAGGAACCACGAGUGAUAAGAAAAAAGAGUCUCUAUAUAAAUCCUGAGGGAGAACCAGAUGUGUCCAGUCCACCCCAGACUUAUGCUCUAGGCUAUUCUGAAAACAAUGUAACCUAUUGGCAGAGAGCGAGUGAUACAUACACAGAGUCAUACUUGCCUCGGAAAUCAAACAGACCACCUCCGAGUCAAAAAACUCUUAGGAAGCAAGCACGAGCACAAGCACAGAAAAAUAAAGUCGAGACGACUUUAAACAAGAUGUUGUUGAAACCUGUAGAAAUCAGCAAGGGUAAAAGUUUAUUGGAAAAAAUGGGAUGGACUGGAGGAGGUCUCGGCAAAGAUGGAAAAGGAAUUGUAAAUCCUAUUGUACCAAAAGCAACAUAUGCCGCCAGCACUUUAGGCCUGGGACACAAUUCGGAAACAGAACGAGAAAAAAAGAAACCAUUAAAAAAAAUAAAUACGAAUAACUUAAAAUUCAACCACAACUUUCAGACAAAUGUCCUCCUGAAGAUCUUAGAGUUUGUUAAGAACGAUUCCGAAGUUGAUUUGUUAUUUGAGCAGUCAUUAUACCAUCAGGAAAGAAAGAAGAUACAUAGCAUAGUGGAGGCGUUGCGUUCAUGUACUGAUGUCUAUGAAUUGGCAUACAUAAAACCAUUGGACGUAGAAGUAGCGCGUGAAAUAUUGAGCUAUAAUACUUAUUUGCUACAAACAGUAAGCUACGGCAAGCAUCCUGCUCGUGCACUGCGUUUAUACAAAGACGCUCCAUCUUAUGUCUACCUUAUAACACCGGAUGAUUUGAAAGAUGACGAUGACGAAGAAUUCAAUGACUUUUGUGAACCAUUAGAAAUUGAUAAUAAAGAUAAAACAGAAAACGAAAUUGAAACGUUUACAGAAAAGGUCAAACAUUUAGAAGUCGAAAAGGAUGAAACGGGGAACGUUGUACAAGAUCACAGUAAAAUCAAUUUAAAUUCUAGUAUAGAAGAAAAUACAAUAACUAGAGAAGAUUUAAGAACUAAAAAUGACGAUCCUAACUUAAAUCAUGAAUUGAAUAUAGAAAAAGUUUCAGAUAGUCAAAAGUUUAUGGAAGUUGACAACUCUACUAGCAGUGUUAACUCUCAGUUAGAUUCUAAAUUACAUUCUAAAAAUGAUCCUAACUUAAAUCUUAAAUUAGAUGUAGAAAAAGUUUCAGACGGUAAAAAGUUUAUGGAAGUUGACAACACUACUAGCAAUGUUAACUCUCAGUCGGAUUCUGAACUACAUUCUAAAAAUCAUGAUCCUAACUUAAAUCUUAAAUUAGAUGUAGAAAAAGUUUCAGACGGUAAAAAGUUUAUGGAAGUUGACAACACUACUAGCAAUGUUAACCCUCAGUCAGAUUCUGAACUACAUUCUAAAAAUCAUGAUCCUAACCUAAAUCUUAAAUUAGAUGUAGAAAAAGUUUCAGACGGUAAAAAGUUUAUGGAAGUUGACAACACUACAAGCAAUGUUAACUCUCAGUCGGAUUCUGAACUACAUUCUAAAAAUCAUGAUCCUAACUUAAAUCUUAAAUUAGAUGUAGAAAAAGUUUCAGACGGUAAAAAGUUUAUGGAAGUUGACAACACUACUAGCAAUGUUAACUGUCAGUUAGAUACCAAACAAUAUUCUAAGACAGAAAGCUUAGAAUGUUCUUUAAAUAAUGAUAAAACAAUUGAAAAAGUCUUAGAAGAUGAAAAUAAAGAAAAAUUAAAUCUAGAUUCAAAUAUAAAAAUUGAACAAGAAGUCAAAAAUAUAGAAAACGAAAAUCCAGGAAAUGAACUGAAUGAGAGUUCUGAACAAAACUCAGAAAAAACUUUGUUAAGUGUAAUAGUUGAUUAUUUUAAAGAAUUUAUGGAAGAUACAAACUAUCUAGAACUUCGAUUUUUGGGUCCUUUUAGUAAUGAAGAAGUCGAUGCUAUAAAUAAGUUUUUUGAUAUUUGUCUAAAAAGGGACAAUGAGGAUAGUGUUGAGAAGACUGAAAUAUUAAAGGCCUUAAACAAUGAAGUAUAUGAUAUUGAAAUUAAGGAAAAUUUGAAUGGUAGCAAUGUAGUGUACAAGUCAGAGAAAUGCUUACAACAAACGACUCCACAGUAAACUUUUGUUUACAAAAAAGAAAGAAAUUCGUAUUUCUUAUCUGUCGUAGCAAAA